Desarmillaria tabescens is the source of this 711-nucleotide messenger RNA. RefSeq lists its product as uncharacterized. The transcript is spliced from 4 exons. The record is from RefSeq and is a predicted model, not a curated record. The coding region runs from base 110 to 610 and encodes 166 amino acids. NCBI's taxonomy places the organism in Eukaryota, Fungi, Basidiomycota, Agaricomycetes, Agaricales, Physalacriaceae.
CUUCUUCAAUUACUCGCCCUCCUGAGCAGGAUGCUGAGGGCCGGUACUGCCCUUCAGUCAAUGGAGCUCAAAGUGGAUACGCUCCAUCCGUCAGCGUGGCCGGGAGUGGAUGUUCAGAUACCUCCAAUCAAAUUUUCGUUUCGGCCAGCGCAACAGCCGAAGCCCGGCCAACACCUGUUAUCGCGUCCCCCUUCGCUCCUUCCUCGCUAAAUGUUUUCCUUGUGUACCAUGUUUGCGAGCAGACCUCUAUGAUGACGAAGAAGUGGCCUCGGUAUCUCCUUCCGACCCAAUCUGGUCGCACCCCAUGUUCGGCAAACGACCGCUAGACACUAUAUCAGUAAUCAUUCUGUUAGAUGAUCUUGAGUCAAUAAAGCUGGAAGAUAUCAAUGAUCCUUGGGCAUCUUUCAAAGAACUGGAAGCUUUGAAAAGAAACGAGGAAGAUUUCAAAGAAAGAAUGAAGGCAAAAACCCAAGCCGCAAUUGAACGUGCCCGCCAAAAAGACGAAGCGCUCCAUGCUCGACUUCAUUCGAAAAUGCCGAAACGUGUCUCUACGCCAGAGGAGACAAGAGUACAACCCUUUGCUUCGGGUACAACAGUCUAUAUAUUGUAGCCUCAAAAUACAAGUUAGAUACCACCUGAUCGAAAUGGACCUUGGAGGAUUCUGAGCUACUGUACAGUAAUCACGAUAAAUUCGAAACAGGUAUCGACGGG